AUGAGAGUUGUUGUGCUAGCCCUGACGCUGGCCCUAGUGGCCAUAUACAAAAUGCAUUUCUCUCCUCAGUUUAAAACCAACAAGCUUUAUGAAUACAAGUAUGAAGCAGCGGUCCUGGGUAAAUUACCAGAGGACACAAAAUCUGGUCUCAAAAUGACAAGCAAAGUUCACAUCAGUGUCCUAAGAGAUGACCAGCACAUCAUGAAGCUUGAGGACGUUAAAUUCUUUGAGCACAGUAAAGCUGAGUAUGGAAAUCGUUUCAUCCCAGCAAAAACUGAUGCUCUGGAAGCUCAGCUCAUGAAGCCCAUCAAGUUUAGGUAUGAAAAUGGUGAGGUGAAAGAAGUAAGCACUGCUGAUGGAGUCUCAAUACAGGCACAAAAUAUCGCAAACAGCAUCCUGAAUCUUCUUCAAGUCAAAGUCAAGAAAACACUGAACAUCUAUGAGUUGUAUGAGGAUGGAACUCAAGGUGAGUGCAAAAACUUAUAUGUCAUCCCUGAAGAAGAAUCCAGGGGAUGCAUGCAAUUGAUGAAGACCAGAGAUUUGGAACACUGCCGAGAGAGGACCAUGAAAUUCUCAGGGUUGGCAUACACUACAAAGUUGGCAAAGAGCCAGCAGGAUCCUCAUGAAGGUCAAAACCUGAAAGGUGUUACAACAUACUAUUAUGACUUGAACAUGGCUGACAAAGUCCAAAUCAUGGCUGUAAAUGCUACCGAAGUGAUUGAAUUCAUACCUGUCCAAGAGAUGAAAGGAGCUGCUCAAAUAAUGACAGAGCAAAUCCUGACUUUCCAUAACAUUUUGGAUGGUGUUCUGGAUGUACCCUCUCACCUCCAUUAUUCAGUGGAGCGAAGAUCCCUCAAGUACAAGUUUUCCACCGAGCAUCUUCAGACACCUAUCAACCUCAUACAGCCUGAAAGAUCACAGAGCCGGAUUGAAGAAUAUCUAAGGAAACUGGUCCAGUUCAAUGUUAACCAAGUCAAUGAGAAUGCACCUGAGGUUUUCCUUGGGCUGAUUCACAACCUUCGGAGAAUCAGCUAUGAAGAGCUGAAAAACAUAUUAGAUCGACACUGGAACGCUCCUCAAUACAGAUCACUGCUUUUAAAAACCAUUCCUGCCAUCGGUACAAAUGUUGCUCUGAAAUUCAUCCAUGAGAAACUGCUGCAUGGCAACAACCAAAUCAACACUGCUGAACUUAUUCAGUUAUUGAUUGGAUCCUUCCACAUGGUGACAGCAGAUCCUGAGGCUGUUGAGCUGCUUGAGCAAAUGGCUUUUAACCAAGAUUUACAACAAACUCUGAGAAAUGAAUACACGGGUGUGCGUGACAUCCUCAUGCUUGGUUAUGGUACCAUGAUUUCAAAAUACUCUAUUGAGGAGCCUGAGCGUGCUGACAAAUACGUAAAGCGCAUCCGGGACCAACUUAACAGAGCUGUCGAAGAGGAUGAUAUACACGAAAUCCUCCUGCUUCUGAAGGUUUUGGGAAACACUGGUCAUCCAUCUGCCAUUAAGUCAAUCUCAAAGUGCCUGCUUCUUCCAGCAGAUAAACCAGAAGUUAAGAGAAUCCGUACUGAAGCCAUUGGGGCCAUGAAGAACAUCGCAAAGAAACAUCACAGAAUGAUCGAGGAAACUGUUCUUCCACUUUACUUGGACAAAACUCUUGACUCAGAGCUCCGUAUACUUGCAUGCUGGCUGCUGUUUGAGUCGAAGCCUCGGUUGACGAUGGUUUCCACCAUGGUCCGCAGUUUAAGGACAGAGAGAGACAUUCAAGUUGCAUCCUUCGUACAUUCUCUGGUUUGGCAGAUGUCCCAGAGCACUGCUGCUAUCCAUGCUGAACUGCAUCCUUUGUGUAAAGUGGUACUAGUAUAUGUAUUAACUCUGCUCCUUCAUAAAUGUCUUUACAGGGCACAAGCUUCCAAAAUUGCUCUCAAACUCUUACGCCAAAAUCAAAGUCUAAACUUACGCAGAAGAUGGGAAAGUCUGGACUUUGUCUACAGCAAAGCCAUCCAUAUGGACUACUACAACAAUACCUUGAAGCUUGGUGCUGAUGGAAGCCUUGUCUUCAUCAAUGACCACGCAACUUUAUUCCCAAAAACGAUUGUGGCUAAGACCAGCGCUUACUUUUCUGGAGCUACUGCUGAUGUUCUAGAGGUUGGAGUGAAACUGGAGGGACUGCAGGAGGCUCUUCGGAAGAAACAGAUCACUGAAAGCCAGGACAGGUUAACCAAGAUGCAGCGUAUCCUUAGCACUAUCAGUCAUUUCAGGAAUUUGCCUGCACGUGGGCCACUGUUUUCUGCAUACGCCAAGGUCUUUGGACAAGAAAUUGCCUUCGUAACCAUUGACAAACCCAUGAUUACAAAGGCAGUCGAGCUUGCCAAGGAAGCAGCUCAGCACUACGGAAGGAAUUUCGUUGAUGCUCUACUGUCUGGGGAUGCUCGCUAUUCUGAGUCUUUUGUGAAUCCAGUUCUGGUUGCUGAGAUGAAGUGUGUCAUUCCCACUAUUGGAGGAAUUCCCUUUGAGAUGAGUCUAUCCACUGCUGCUGUUGCUGCUGCAGAUGUUCAGGUUCACAUUGCCUCAACACCAAAACAGGAUGGAUCUAAUGAUGACUUACUGAACAGAAAAUAUCAACUUGAAACUGAAAUCAGACCAAGGAUUGAUAUGACGACAUUUGCUGUGAUGGGAGCAAACACAGAGGCACUUCAGGUUGCAAUACUAUCAAGAGCUAAAUUCAGCUCCUUCGUGCCUGCCAAGAUAAGCGCUGGUCUUGACAUCACUGAUGAGAACUUUAAGAUUGAUAUCCUGCCUGUUUCCAUGCCUAAGAACAUUGUUGAUAUUGAAGUUGAAACUAUUCCAGUUGCAAGAAACAUUGACAACACAACAGUUAAUGUUCAGGAGCUAUCCUCCCUAGAGGAACUUUCUUCUGCUGACACUUGGUCCCAAAAGACACUGUCCCAAAGGUCGGCUGACAUCAAGCAAUGGAAAGCAGCCAGGAAGACACGUUGUAUCAAGGUCUUUGGAGCAAUGCAGGUUUGUUUGAGCAUUGCCACUAACAGCUCUGCCUCCAGGAGAGACAAGGCCUUGACUGGAAAGCACUCACUUGCGCUGUCUUUGAAACCAAUUGAAGGUGAACCUGUUGAAAAGCUUCAAAUGGAGGUUCAAGUUGGACAAAAUGCUGCAAGGAAGAUGAUGAAACAGGUCGAUCAGUGUGCCGAAGAAAUCAUUGAAGGAAGACCCAUUUUGACAAAGCUCAGGAAAAUCUUGGCUCCUAGUCAUAGAAACAGCAGUAGGUCAGCAUCUUCUUCCAGCGUAUCUUCCAGCUCAUCCAGCUCCUCCAGCUCAUCCCAUCCCACAAGUAAUGCCAUUGAUGCAGUAAUUCAAGCCUUUGGACUUCAAAGACGCCGAAGCAGCAGUAGCAGCAGCAGCAGCAGAAGCAGCAGCAGCAAGAUCAGGAGCAGCAGCAGAAGAAGAAGAAGAGGCAGCAGGCGCAGCAGCAAGAGGAGUAGCAGCAUCUCAAGUAGCAGCCGCAGAAGCAGAAGCAGCAGCAGCAGCAGCAGCAGCGUUAGCAGCAGCAGCAGAAGCAGCAGCAGAAGCAGAAGCAGCAGCAGCAGCAGCAGAAGCGACAGCAGAAGCAGAAGAAGCAGAAGAAGCAGCAGCAGCAGCAGAAGAAGCAGCAGCAGCAGCAGAAGCAACAGCAGCAGCAGAACCAGCAGAACCAGCAGAACCAGCAGAACCAGCAGACGCAGCUCCUCCAGAUCACUCAGAUCUUCCAGUGCAAGUUCUGCAUCUAGCCUCAUGUCUAUUUUCUCAUCAAGCUCUAGUUCUUCCUCCAGGUCUCGUAACUCAAAGGAAUCUCAGCGCAGGUCAGCAUCAUCUUUCGUAAGCCGUAGUGCAAGCUCUCAAGCCUCCAACACGAAGGACAAAUCCUUUGAUGAUCCUAAUGUCACCAUCCUCCUGAAAGUUGUCAGAGCUGACAUGAAGCCACAGGGUUAUCAAAUCACUACCUACAUGGACAGAUCUACAACCAAGCUUCACAUGAUUCUGGCAGACUUGGCAGAAGACUGGAUGGUCCGUGCUGAUGUGGUGCCGAGAGUGCAUAGAGCAAUUGCCAAAAUCAGGUGGGGAGAAAAAUGCAGAGGAUACAACACCACUAUCACAGCUGAGACCGGCCUUGUUGGUCAAAACCCUGCAGCUCGCCUCAAAGUGCAAUGGAUGAAAUUUCACCCUACUUACAUGCAAUACAGAUUUGGUAAAAUGUCUAAUAUUCCUCACAGGAUGAAUAACCGCAAGUUUGCAGCAAAGCAUGAAAACAGCACAAACCAGAUUUCCUUUACAGUGGUUGCAACAUCCGAGAAGACCAUUAAUGUGAUUGUGAAGGAAAAUAGAGUCAUCUAUAAGAAGAGGGUUGAGCUUCCCAUCCGUCUCCCACUUAGCUAUAUGGAUGAUCUUACUCCCAUCAAUGGCGUAAGCAACAAAGUCACUUACCUGUUUGCUAAGGCUGGUUCAGCUCAGUGCAUGUUUGAUGGAACCACACUGGUCACAUUCAACAAGAACCAUUUCCAGAACUACCAGCCUUUGCCUUGCUACCAAGUUCUGGCCCAGGAUUGUACUGGAGAGGUGAAGUUUAUUGUUCUGCUGAAGAAGGAUGAGAAUGGCCAACACCAUAUCAAUGCAAAAAUUGCUGACUUUGACCUUGACCUCUAUCCAAUGGACGCUGAAGUGGUUGUCAAAAUUAAUAACCGGGAAAUACCCAGGGACACCCAGCUAUACGUCAUGAAUGAAGGUGCUAUCAUGAUCAAGAGAAGGGGUAAGGGCAUCUCUGUGACCGCUGGCUCUUUUGGACUUAAUGAACUCUACUUUGACAAAGAAUCAUGGAAGGUUGAUAUCGAGGACUGGAUGAGAGGACGCGUCUGUGGAAUUUGUGGCAUGGCUGAUGGACAAGUCUCAAAGGGAUUUUACGGACCUGACGGACAUGAGAUCAAAAAUCCUGUCAGCUUUACUCAUUCUUGGGUUCUGUCCGCUCAGAGCUGCAGGGACAACAGUGAGUGCCGUUUGAGGCUUGAGACUUUGCAGAGGCAGAAGCAGUUCCAGGGUCAGCAGGUGACGUGCUCCUCUGUUGAGCGUGUGCUGCAGUGCUUGCCCGGCUGCCCUGUGAGGACCACCCCCAUCACCGUUGGCUUUAACUGCCAGCAAGCAGGUGGCCAGCACAGCUCAGAGGUUACCAGUGUCCACAAUCACAGCGCCGACCUGAUGGAAACUGUACAAGCCCACCUUGGCUGCAGCUGUAACGCACAGUGCGCUUAAUAUCAAUUUCUUAUGUCAGUGCAAUACAUCAUACCUGUAUGAUUCUAAUUUUCAAUCUUCAUUAAAUAAUGGAUGCAUCUCAAAGAAUUCUGUGUUUUUUCAUACAAUAGAAAAUAUCAUGUAUUUUUAAUAGGUGUCUGUACACCACACACACAACAUUCAACAUCAAUCAUAACAAAAAAGAAACACUAAUUUAUUACAGCAUUUACUCCUCACUCCUGUUGAUUUCCUUCUUCAUCAUAUCAAGAUGACACUUCAGACCAACACACAUCAACACUAUGUGAAACACUUCCAAUGUCCCCAUAAAAAAAAGUGUCUUUCAUGAUAUUAUAAAUGCUUCAGUGAGGUAAGAUUGUCUACAAUACAUUAAUCCUCAGUACUGUUAAAAAAUGUCAGUAUAAAGCUGCAACAUUCUUCACAUUAAUAAAAACACAUUAAGGAAGGUAUAUUCAUAGGAUCACCUGUUUCUACCACAUCCUUUCUAUCACACAUCCAAAAUACAAAAUACCCACUGUUGAAGCAACAUUUACAAAAUAACUGGCCAAUUUGUAUACACCAUUUUACACCGAGUUUCUUAUUGCAUUCAGUGAAACAGCAGCAUUAGAUCUACAUUCAACCUUAUCAUAGUUGACAAGUUUAACCUGACAACAGAA
Sphaeramia orbicularis (orbiculate cardinalfish) is the source of this 5945-nucleotide messenger RNA. RefSeq names its product vitellogenin-like. Lineage: Eukaryota; Metazoa; Chordata; Actinopteri; Kurtiformes; Apogonidae. Gene Ontology annotation, molecular function: lipid carrier activity. The record is from RefSeq and is a predicted model, not a curated record. Gene Ontology annotation, biological process: cellular response to estrogen stimulus; lipid transport; response to estradiol.